GGCGUACGGCGGAGGUUCCGAGACGGUGCGGGGAGGUCAGAGGAUCUGUCGGCGGAGGUUCCGAGACGGUGCGGGGUGGUCAGAGGAUCUGUCGGCAGAGCCUCAGCACUAAUCGCCACCACCUUCAGGCCAACCGCCGCCACCCCCGGCAGCUGAAGCCAUGAACAAGCGAGCCAAGAUAGCAGAGCCGGAGGCCCGGGCCACCAUUGUAGGCUCUUGUGUCCAGCUCAGAAUUGACUACGAGCAAAGCAAGCAGCUUCCCAUCGGCAAGUCUAUCCUCUCCGACGUCAUCUCUGCCGGGGGACACCUCUGGAGGAUUGCCUUCUACCCGCAUGGGAGAACGGUGGCCGACAAGGCCGAGUAUAUUUCCAUCUUGCUCGUUCACAUUAGCGAAUCCAGGAGCGUCAGGGCCCGGUUGGAGGUCUCCAUAAUGGGCAGGGAUGGCAAACCAUCGGACAUAGGAAGGAUAUGUGGAACCUUCGAAAUCAGUGAGGAUGACUCAUUGGGAUGGUCGUCUCAGUUCAUGAAGCUUAGUGAUGUAGAGAAACAUUUCUUAACAGAGGGACACAUCACAUUCACAUGCACGAUCAUGGUCAUGGAUGACAGUGCUAUUCCAGUCCCGCCUUCAGACAUCGGGACUCACCUUGGCCUCCUGCUAGAUAAUACUGAUGGGACAGAUGUGUCAUUCACCGUCGACGGCGAGAAGUUCCCUGCUCACCGGGCAGUGCUUGCUGCCCGCUCACCGGUCUUCAGAGCAGAGCUGUUCGGUUCCAUGGCUGAGGCUACAAUGUCAUCCGUCACGUUGCACGACAUCACACCUGCAACAUUCAAAGCUAUGCUUCGGUUCAUAUACACGGAUGAAUUGCUUGCAGAACCCAAGCCUGCAGACUCCUCCAUUGAGAUGUUUCAGAAUCUACUCGCUGCGGCUGACCGGUAUGCACUUGACAGACUAAAAAUUAUUUGUGCCCAGAAGCUAUGGGAAAAAGUGUCGGUAGAUACAGUUGCAACUAUCUUAGCUUGUGCUGAAACCCAUAACUGUCACGAGUUGAAGAACAAGUGCAUCGACUUCUUUUCGGCGGAGGAAAAUUUCAAGGAGGCCAUCUUCACCGAUGGUUAUGCAAUGUUAGUUCUGAAAUUCCCAUCAAUUACUGCUGAGCUCAAAAAGAGGGUUAGGGCAUAACACGUCUAUACUUCAGGCGUUCAAGCAGAGCUCUGGUAUGGUGUUUUGGUAUAUACAUGGCGAGUAGUUUGUAGUUCCUCACAGCAGGUCAAGCAUACAAUCUCUGUCUGGGGAGCCUGGGAGCUUGAUAUUGCAGAAUCUUGCUAAG
Messenger RNA from Lolium rigidum, 1328 nucleotides. Its product is annotated as BTB/POZ and MATH domain-containing protein 1-like. Lineage: Eukaryota; Viridiplantae; Streptophyta; Magnoliopsida; Poales; Poaceae. The record is from RefSeq and is a predicted model, not a curated record. The coding region runs from base 161 to 1180 and encodes 339 amino acids. Gene Ontology annotation, biological process: protein ubiquitination. The transcript is spliced from 2 exons. Gene Ontology annotation, molecular function: protein binding.